Messenger RNA from Cuscuta europaea, 566 nucleotides. The record is from the annotation of a GenBank genome assembly. Lineage: Eukaryota; Viridiplantae; Streptophyta; Magnoliopsida; Solanales; Convolvulaceae.
AGAAAACUUAGGGCAACAUGCUUAUUAUUAUAAUUCCAGCAGUUUGUCAGGAGAAAGGCAGCCCACUUGGAGAUCUACUCAAUUGUCAUACCUAUGGAAUGUGCUGUGCUUCACUUUCGAUGGCGGUAUGGAUACUUUUUUUUAUGGAUUUGACAGAAAUACUUGCUUUUUAGUACAAUGGGAAUCAAUAGUGAAUCAAAUGAUAAUGCCUAUUUCUAAUUAAGUAAACUAUGAGUGUGAAGUGUGAUGCUUUGAUACGUAGAGGAGAGCAAAUCAGGAAGUUUCUGAUUGGUGAUGCUGCUCCAGUUCAUGUGAUACAGAGGUGUACAAUUAACUUCGGGAUGAAAAGCAUAUAUCAUGAGAUGCUUUCAAGGAAGAUCAAUCUGAAGAGCAUAUUAACACCUUCAACCACUGGAGAUAUUGUUGGUUUCAUUGUUGGUCUUACAAAUGAAAUCAGGAAGUUGCUAAUUGGUGAUGCUUCUCCACUUCAUGUGAUACAUAGGUGUACAAUUAACUUCGGGAUGAGAAGCAUGCAAAAGCUAAAAAAAGAGACACACCAACUUUAG